Molecule: messenger RNA, 1947 nt
Organism: Cercopithifilaria johnstoni
Lineage: Eukaryota; Metazoa; Nematoda; Chromadorea; Rhabditida; Onchocercidae
Source: the annotation of a GenBank genome assembly
AUGAAAAAGCAAUUCUAUCUAUUAUUCAUUUCUGUCUUAUUACAUCAAACAUUUGCAUCAUUUUGUGGUUCAACCGGUGUACCAUUUAGUUUCGAAGUUCUUCCAUCAGGUGCACCGGUACUUGGUUGCGCCCAACCAACAUGUAUUGCAAGUUUAAAAGGCAAAAAAGAUAAUAGCAAAUUUUUGGUAAAUGCAAACGGACAAGCCGAUGGAUUUAUGCGCGAGGAUGAUAAGGAUAAUAAAGUAUACAAUGAUCCUUAUGGCAAUAAACUUAUUGCUAAUUGUUCCGGUCAAUUUUCUGAUCUAUCAUGCUUACGAAAAGAUCAAUGGGUUGGAGGCAUUGAAUACAUUGACCAUCCACGACAACCACUAAUCCUGCAAUGUUGCACGUUUCCCGGAUUACGAUUUUCACAAGAUGUUGGCCUAACAAAUGUUGGCCCUGGUGAAGCGAUCACCGGUGGUGAAGUAAUUAGAGAUGGACGGCAAAUAAGCUUCGAUGUGAUAGCCAAUGUCCGGAAAGUGGUAGAUGCCGACACACAUAUUGUUUCAUACGAAGUUAGUGUACGACGAAUGCAUUGCUUACCAGAUCCACCGGAACCAGUUGUCAAUUAUUUCGAAAAAGAAGUCAGUGAUGAAAUAACGAAAGUAUUGACAACAGGAACCGAUCUUCCAAACUUUCGAGAGGAAAAAACAUUAAAAAAGGAGAAACCGGAAGAAUUACAAGGCAGAAAAGCAUUCACAGAUAUUACUGCUUAUAAAACUGACGAGAAAAAACAAUACAAGAAAAUCGAAUUCGAAGAGAAGGAAAGUGUCGAAAGAUAUGUGCCGAAUAAAGGUGAAGUAAUGCAGAAGAGAGGAGAAGAUGUUACAGCAGAAAUAACACUGAAACCAAGCACUACUCAAUCAUUGGCUGUUCCACUAAGUAGCCGUAAAUCGAGAAUUGGUUUAGAUAAUAUUAGAAACGGUUUCUCGGGUGAGAAUGGCAUGGGUUUUGCUGAUGCUAAUAGCCCAGUAAUUCGGAACGAACCGAAAGCAUUUGCUCAACAACAAUUAAGUGUAUUCGGCGAAAAACCACCUCAGCUACCAUUUCGAGAACCCGAAUUUGGCUUUGAACCCCUCCAAAAGCAAACAUCUAGCCAAAGUUCUCAACCGAAACAAAGUCAUAAUCCUCAACCGUGCGCAGCACAAUGUCAGCAAACAUCGUGCUACCCACAGAGAUGUAACCAAGGUUUAGAUACAGUUUUCGGGAUUCCAACACUUGCUCCUCCACUCUUCUCUCUAACUUUUCCAACCUUACCCGCACUUGGCUUUCCAACUGUAGCACCACAAACAUUUCAACCAUUUAUAGCUCAAACUUAUCCCACCAUAGCUCCACCAGCUUUUCAACCACCGCUUCAUUCUGCUCCCGGUUAUUUUGAUCCGUUUAAUUUCGGUCAUACUGCUUCAUUCAACUCACCACAAUAUUUUUCCCCUAAUAAUAAGAGAAAUGUUAAUGCGAAUGGCAGAUUGAUGCAAUUUUCAAUCGCUCCAACAGCUUACAGUUCUACUACACCUGCUUCGAAUGCAAUCUCAAUAGAACAGCCAGUGGUACAUUCCAGUAAACCAGUUAAUUUCCUCGGUAAUCAACCUGUUAGUAGCCAAGUCACAUUAAAGCCAUUGUCAACAUUUGAAGAAUUCAUGGCAAGACUUGGCUAUCGUAAUUUAAGCCUCGCUACAUUAGCACCACCCGGACCACUAGUAUUUCCUGAUUUCACGGUAGCAACUCCGUUCCCUGUUCUUUCACCUUUAUUGUACGCUACAACUAUUGCUCCCGAAAGUCAAGCUCAAAUGUUCAUUCCAAGAUCUGGCGCUCGACCAUCUCAACCAGUAUUGUAUGUACCACAGCAAUGGUCAGCAACAGAUUUAGAUGAUACAACACUACAACGAACUGGUUUACGACAGCUCUGA